Ipomoea nil (Japanese morning glory) is the source of this 906-nucleotide messenger RNA. RefSeq lists its product as uncharacterized. The coding region runs from base 180 to 788 and encodes 202 amino acids. The record is from RefSeq and is a predicted model, not a curated record. The transcript has 4 exons. NCBI's taxonomy places the organism in Eukaryota, Viridiplantae, Streptophyta, Magnoliopsida, Solanales, Convolvulaceae.
UUAAAAUAGAGAGAGAGAAGUCAAUGGUCCGGCCUUGCUUUAUCUUCUUCCUCUCGUCGCAAGCAGAUGUAAAGUGGCUGGCACGGCACGACCAACCCAUUAAAGAGUCCGCACAACCUUCAUCAUCUCCAUCCCCUUCUUCAUCUCUAACAGAAGUGUGCUCGUAACUUGAAGGCAAGAUGGCAAUGGGCAUGAAGGAGAUGUCUAUCAUAAUAGCAACAUUAGGUUUGGUAUCCUUUAUUUUUGGAGUUGUCGCCGAAAACAAAAAGCCUGCAUAUGGUACUGCAAUCCCGGGGAAAGGCAUAGUCAUUUGCAAGUAUCCGUCCGAUCCAACUCCCGUUCUCGGAUAUUUGUCUGUCGCCUUUCUGUUGGCCUCCACUGCAGUUGGAUACUUUUCGCUAUUCUAUCCAUACAAGGGGAAGUCUAUUCCACAGUCUGCGUUCUUCAAAAACACCAGUUUCCUCGUGUUCUUCAAUAUUGCUAUAGGGACGACUGGAUUAGCUGCAGCGUUUCUGUUAUGGCCAACAAUCACCGAGCAACUUCACAUUACGAACAACGUUCAUCAAGACUUGCAAACAGGCGGGUGCCCCACGGCUAAGACGGGCCUUCUUGGUGGUGGUGCGUUUUUGUCUCUCGACUCGUCCCUCUUCUGGUUGGUCUUGAUGAUGCUAGCGCACAAUGCUCGGGAAGACUACCUGGAGGACGAGGGCAUCAAAGGUGGGGAAGGGUACGCGGUUUCUGCCGAUUAUGAGGCAGAUGUGCCAAUUUCAUCAAAGGCUUCUCACUGAACUUUGCUAUUAAUCUGUAAAUAUUAUUGCUAUUAAUAGAAAGGCAAUAUGUAUUAUGAACUUAUUGUUCUUUGAUGUUGUGCUGCAUUGUACCAUACUAUUGCAAAUAAGAAUGUUG